GGAGUAAUUGAGGUGUCUGUAAAAUGUAAUUAACAAUACCUGAGCUGGUUUGAUUUCCUGAAAUAGCCCAGUGAUGUUCUUCCUGGAAGUGGAUUUUAUUGACCUAGAUGGGAGGUGUUGACAACAGCAGUGUAAUGCUAAUACUAGAAGCAUAUGUUUCAGAAUUGUUUAUUUAACUAGGAUUUCGUCAGAAAGUGUGUUUCCUGUUCUUCCUUUCUCUUACACACUGCAGACAAAUUUUCCCUCAAAGCUACCAAGGAAUGCCAAAAUUGUGAGAGCUGUUGUUUUUCACACUUCUGUAGUGAAGUCAGGCAAUCUUUGAUGGUUUAAUUUUUCAUAAUAUUAGAAAAUUCUUCAGAUAAAGGAGGAUGCUCUUCUAAUAUGAUUACCCAGUUUUAACAUUGUACACGUGUAACAAGUGCAGUCGAGUGGGGAAAAAAAAAACCAACAAACCCCAAAUCCCUGAAGCUGAGUUAAACAUCUGUGAAGUUAAAACUCAGCUGUGGCCUAAUCUGAAGUUCCUUGUUGUUUUGAUGUAUUUUUGUUUUAAGCUGUGACAUCCUCUUACCUUUACAAGUACAGUGAUAUUAAAUAUUUAUGACUAUUUCACUUCUCCAAGUUCAAUUAGUGUAGAUGUAUCCUGGUGUUUUGAAAGGCAGUUACUAAUUACUGUCUGUUAUGAGAGAGAUUUGACCUAGUCCCUUGGGUUCUUUCCUGUGAAAGCUGUCUCAUUUAUUUUGGGAUAAGGUGGCUAAAAUGAUUCUUGGCAUGUGUUGUUUAACAUGUGUAUAUUUCAUUGUGAACAGUAAUUGUUACACCCUUCAGAACACAAUUUUCAGUUUUAAGGUGAAGUUUCUAGUUUAAAAGCUUAUUUUUUUAAGGACUUCCUCUUAGUGGUACCUAAGAGGAUUAAAAAUCUCUACAAGAUUUUCAAUUUUCAUGCUGAAGCAGAUAUGAGGCAGAACUUCUUUAUUCUCACAGAAAACUUAGAAAUUUAAAAUGUUGCAUCACAAAAGAAGACUGUGAUAUAGCCAUUUAUGAAGUCACUGAACAUUGAUAUUUAACUUUGAAUUGUCUCAGGGAGUUUAAAUAGUUUUAAAACAUUUUGAUUACAGAUGUGUGACUUCUCUUACCAAAUUCUGAAAUGCUGUGUCUUUUGAGUUCACCAUUCAGUAUUCCUCUGUGAAGGAAAGCCCUUUAAAGGCAAAUCUGCUGAAUCCAGAAGUUGUUCUUUAUGAAGUAAUUAAUUUUAUAAUUAAGUCACAAUCUUGUCUUUCUAUGAGCCAUGCAGUUGACUGGACAUUUCAAAGCUGAUUGUAGCUGGCAGCUUGUGGCUGACCUUCUCCUUGCAUACUUACGAAACAUAAACAGGAUGAUUAAUUGUGUUUCAAUUUUUUAGUUUAUUUUUCCUUGCAUUGGUUGUUUUUUCUGUUAGGCAUUUUCCCCACCUCUUGACAAAGUUUUUACAGUUGGCUCCUGUUUCCCUUGCCCUCCUCUUUUGCCCUAAAAGCAGUUUCUGCUUUACCUGCACGAGCUUUGUAUCCUGAGCCUGUGUCUUCACAGACCAGUGGUGUGGGCCUGCUGAGGCUUAUCUUUGCUGUGGAAUGCUUUGUGCUUGGGCUCUGAAACCCUUCGUGUUUCAAGUGGUUUUGACAUUGGUCUAGCUCUAAUCUGAACAUGUAGGCUGAAUGCACAAUUUUUUUUUUUUUUUUUUCUGGAGUGUACUUGGUUUUGCAUAAUCAAAAAUUCAGGGUAGUUAUGUCUGUUUUAGGGGGAGCAAGGGCACAGGGAGAUUCUUUUCCUCUAAAUUCAAAUUACAGCUAUAAGAAAACACAGUAAAACAUUUCAUUUUAAUUGAUAUUUACUAAAAUAUUUACUUUAUUACAUGAUUUUUUUAGUAAUGUGAAGACCUAAUAUUUUAUGGCUGCCAAGUGAGUGAGGGGGUUUGUCACAGUAAAAAUAAGUUUAAAUGCCUUUACUUGCUUAGUAGGAAACAAAUUCCAAGGAUAUUUAGUUCAGACAUUUAUCUUGAGUAGGUGACAAAAAUGCAGGCACGUGGCAGCCUGGAUGCAAGACAAAUGUCUGUUUCAAGUCUGUUCUGGAAAUUUGUACAUUUUCAAGUAGGUGGCAUGUUUUCCAAAAAAAAGAAAAAAGAAAAAAGUGCUUCAUUGUUUCAAGCCUCAUUAGACUUAAUAAACAGAGUAGAGGCUGAGGAGGAAUGUUCAAACAGCUGAAAGCUCUAUAUGUUGUGAGGGAGUUGCAUUAAGGAGGCUCUCAAAUAACUACUGUUCUCUUGCUGGGACUUUUCCCUUUGACUCAAACACACAAUGUGUUUUGGCUGACAUUUUUGGUUGCUCCCAGGAAUGGAAAUGGUUUGUGAUAACUAGCACUGCUGUAGUCAUGAUGGAAAGCAUUCCCAGUCCUGUUCCAUGGUGUGUUCCUGGCUACGUGCUGCAUGAGGCUUUCUUUUCUUAGGUGCAUAGGUGUUGAAAAUUGGGAAUUUAAGGGUAUCAAAAGCAGAGAUGGGAACUAUAAAAUGCAAGACUGAGAAUUUGUGCAACAUAGUGUGGCAAGAUUUUGACAUUUCCUCAUAACUUGUAUUUAAAGGAUGUUCCAUUUUAAAUUCUAAGAGUUUUUGUGUCAACUGUUUUGUGAAAACUGUAACUCUGCAUGUGGUACAAGAAAAGCCAGAGGUCUGGGCAGAAGAUUAUAAGACUAUUGGGGGAUGUUGGUGUACCUGAUAUCAGAGCUAGUGUGUGUGGAAAAACAGAAUGACAUUGAUUAAACUUUGGGUUAACUAUAUUUUUUUGGUAAUGUUGACUUUAAAAUCAGACACUAACAAUGUAAUUACCUGCAAUGGCCAAUUUGCAGUUUAACAAGUUGUUUCAUUUGAGCUUUGUGAGGCUACAGCUGUGCUCUCUGCAGUUAAAUUGUGAUCAUUAGACACUGGUUUCAGAAGGCACCAGUGUGGGAAGUUCCAUGUUCGAGAGGCCUGAAUUUCCAAAACUUGUAUGGUUUUGAAAUUGAACAAAAGACUGGAAAUUGGAAUAAUCUUCACAUUUCUUUGAGUAAGAAGUAACUAUGGAACGCAGGCAAAGAGGAGUCAGUGCUGGACUGCUUUUGCUGCUUUAUCAAAUUUCUCAAGUUGGACUCCAGAACAUUCCUGCUGUUACCCUUGGGGUACUUGUACUGAAUAUUUUUCUCUUUCUGAAUCCUUUGAGGCCACUGUCUGAAGCAUGUCUCAGUGUAAAUGAAGCUGUCCACAGAAGGAACUGGCAGCGUUUGCUGCUUGCUCCUUUCCACCAUGCAGAUGAUUGGCAUUUGUAUUAUAACAUGAUUUCCAUGCUUUGGAAGGGCAUAAUGCUGGAAAGAAAGCUGAAGAGCAUAUGGUUUGCCUACAUAAUUGCAGUAUUUUCAGUGCUGAUUGGAGUAGUUUACAUGGUGCUGGAACUCCUGCUUGUGGUAAUUCUGGAUGAUCCUUCCUAUGAAAUGAAUUGUGGCGUGGGUUUUUCAGGAGUCUUAUUUGCUUUGAAAGUUCUGAACAACCAUUAUAACCCAGGAAGAGUGAGCAGUGUCUUUGGAUUGCCCAUAGCCAGUAAAUAUGCUUGUUGGGUGGAGCUGGUGGCUAUUCAUUUAAUCUCCCCAGGGACUUCUUUCGCUGGGCAUCUGUCAGGGAUUCUUGUUGGAUUGAUGUACACCAUGGGACCUCUGAAAAAGAUCAUGCAAGCCUGUGCAGCUGGCAUUUCUUUCUUCACUGAGCCUGACAGGCCAAGAGAUUACUAUUCAGAAUAUUAUGGCUAUUAUCCAGAUUAUCAAUACAGAACUCCAAGGAGCUACUUUGAUUAUACAGGUGGGCUCACUGAAGAAGAACAGCUUGAAAGGGCAGUGCUAAACAGUCUUAAUGAAAGAGAUUUUGGUGGAGGAACACGCAAUUAUGGGCAGCGACCUUAUGGGUUUUGGUUCCCACCUGAGAACUCAGAAGAGGACAUGAGAAGGAGAAGGCUUCGUAGGUUUGACAGAUGAUGAAGUUGGCAGGUGUUGAUGUAAAGUGCUAUUCAGACUUACCAAAAUAUGUACAGAUUUAUUUGUAAUCUGUAAUUUACAGAAUAAUUUAUAAUCUUUUUCCAUUAUUUUUACUACUUGUUGCAAAACUGAAUAGGAUUUUGUGAGUUCAGACUCAAAGUUGGAACUUGAAUAAGAAAUGUGAGAUAAGAAGCAAAAUGUGAUCUUUGGCUGUCUCCAUCUUAAUGCACCUUAAAUGGAAGAAGGCUGAUGGUUUUUCAAAAAGUCUUUUUUCUCUUAAAUUAUUUUGUAUAGCUUUAAGAAUUCCUUGGCUUCUUGACUGCUGAUGUUCUCAGACAACAGGUUUUCUUCCUCCUUUGCAACUGAAAUGUUGCAUUUUCUAUGCAACUUUAAACCAUGCAAUUUUUUCUUGCAACCCUUUCUCAGAUAUCUGUGAUGACCAGCUCAUUUUUUGGGACUGCCAUGUGGAAUGACACUUGAAAAGUUUGCUUUGAUGACAGUGGCUGGGUCAUGUGAAUCUAGGCUUAAGCUCUUGAGCAGACAAAUAGUUGCAGCUAUCCUUCCCCUGCUGUCCUUACCAAGGAAUUAUUUAAUACAAACUUCAGUGUUGCAGUCUUCCUCACACCAUAUUAUCUAGAGCUUGGAUGAGAUAAAACUGAGUUGUUACUACUUAUGUUUUCUAAAGCCUUUCUUAAUAUUUAUGUUCUAAAUCAAAAAAUGCUGCCCUUUACAUAGCUGAAAUAAUUUGUUAGGAGUUUUUUGCAAAGAUAUGUGGCUAUGCCAUACAAAGCAUAUAUUUAUUUAGUAAUAUACUUCUUUUAAAGCAUCUAUUUCCCUUUCUAAGAAGCUUGGAAAUUUUAUUUUGUAUAUGCUGUUCAUGCAAGUUUAAAAAUUCCAUUAUUUCUCAAUAUUUAUAUUGUUUGAAGACCAAUCUGAGACCUGAGAGUUUGUAGACUUGUGAAAAUCAUACCUAAACAGCAGCUACCUUGAAUUCUUCAUUUUUGAGGAUUUCCUUACCCAGCCAGAGGAGACCUGAGAGCUCAGUUGUCCCUCUGGGCACACCCUCCACACAAGGCUGUCCUGCCUGUGGCACUGCUGCCUCUUAAUGUUAACUGAUGAACCUCGAGGGCUUUGGUUCCAGUAUUGCCCUGAAAAUCACUCCUUGUCCAGGCAUUUUAUCCUCAGAAUGAAAGAACUUGGGGAUGUUCCUCUAAAACUAUUGCAGAGAGGUGUGAUUGCAGAAGAAUAAUUUGGUUAUUGGCUUUUGACACAGACUGUUGGAAUCUCCUCAUCAGCACUGAUGGAGUAGAGGAUUAGGAUAAGCAGUUUAAGGGUUUCACCAACCUGUGCUUUAUGAAGUCUACUUUUCUAUGAGGUUAUUUUUUGAAUAUAAAAAAACAGUGCUGCAUAUUUCAUACAGAAAAAUAUCCUGAAAGGAAAUUUUUUACUGUGUUCUUUAAAUAAAUAGUACCUGCCCUUUCUGUGUGUAGCUAAUGUAUGUAAGGGAAGCUCUUGUUUGCUGGGAAAAGCACAAUAUCAGGAUGCAGGGCUUUGGGCUCGGGGUUUUGGGACACAACAGGCACAACUGCAAUGUCACUCCAGCUACAGACAGAAUGCUGAUUUCUGGUGUGUUCUUGGGCUUGGUUGGUUUUGUAUAUAUGCAAUAGCCAUAGAAUAAAACAGCAGACACUUUGAUAGAAGGCCAGCUUUUUUAUGUUCAUUGAAAAUAUGUCUCAAAAACCUGUAUAUUUUUGUCAGCAAGUAAUAAUUGGAUGUAAAUGAGAAGGAUGUACCAUUGGUUCCUCAGAAAUCCUUUAAUGCUCUGGUCAAAAGUUGCAGUGUAACAUACUCUGUGUGCUAAACUCUGAUAUUUUUCUCAUUUAAAAGCACAGGAUGUGCUGCUAGUCAGGUAAAAAAGAUACUUAAGGAAAAUCAAAAACCCAAUUACAAUUCUGUAAGCACUUGGUUUUGUAAAGUGAGCUUAGACAUACAUGCCAUUAAAUAUUCACAAAAAUUGUCAGUACUAAUAAAUGUUCAGUUGUUUUGACAUUUUUUGUAUACAGAAUUGAAAUAAAUAUUUUUUUAACAUUUAAA
This is a messenger RNA of Passer domesticus (house sparrow), 6117 nucleotides long. RefSeq names its product rhomboid domain containing 1 (gene RHBDD1). Lineage: Eukaryota; Metazoa; Chordata; Aves; Passeriformes; Passeridae. Gene Ontology annotation, biological process: cellular response to unfolded protein; negative regulation of apoptotic process. Gene Ontology annotation, cellular component: membrane; endoplasmic reticulum. The coding region runs from base 3082 to 4023 and encodes 313 amino acids. Gene Ontology annotation, molecular function: serine-type endopeptidase activity. The transcript is spliced from 7 exons. The record is from RefSeq and is a predicted model, not a curated record.